Messenger RNA from Ananas comosus (pineapple), 1778 nucleotides. RefSeq names its product endoglucanase 1-like. Gene Ontology annotation, molecular function: hydrolase activity, hydrolyzing O-glycosyl compounds. The record is from RefSeq and is a predicted model, not a curated record. Lineage: Eukaryota; Viridiplantae; Streptophyta; Magnoliopsida; Poales; Bromeliaceae. The coding region runs from base 128 to 1585 and encodes 485 amino acids. Gene Ontology annotation, biological process: carbohydrate metabolic process. The transcript has 6 exons.
CUUCAUAAACAAAAAAAAAACCCUCCUCAUAAUUAACCUUUGAGACAUAUUCCUUUAUAAAUUUGAAACAAAAGAGAAAAAGAAAAACAGGAUAGAAUAGAUCAUUUUGUAGUUUUAGUCAUAGAAAAUGGGAAUAGAGAAGAGUAUCUCUCUCUUUGUUUUGCUAGGAUUUGCUGCAGUAGGUGUUUCAGGAACACCGGAUUACCGCGACGCCUUGACUAAGUCACUUGUUUUCUUCGAGGGCCAGAGGUCAGGAAAGCUCCCGCCAGGGCAGACCUUGAACUGGAGGGGCGAUUCCGGGCUCAGCGACGGCUCGGCAGAGCAUGUGGACCUUACUGGUGGCUACUACGACGCUGGCGACAACAUUAAAUUCGGCUUCCCGAUGGCCUUCACCACAACAAUGCUUGCAUGGAGCGUGCUCGAGUUCGGCCGGCAGAUGCCGAAAGAACUCGAUCACGCUCGCGAAGCGGUUCGUUGGGGCACGGACUACCUCCUCAAGGCCUCUAGUGCACUUCCUGAUGCUCUCUAUGUUCAGGUUGGGAAUCCAAAUGAGGAGCACAAAUGCUGGGAACGUGCGGGGGAUAUGAGCACAUCACGGCCGGUGUACAAAGUUACUUCCUCGAACCCAGGCUCUGACGUCGCAGCUGAGACAGCUGCAGCACUCGCAGCUGCCUCCCUUGUAUUCAGGCAUGCUGAUGUGCACUACUCGAACAAGCUGAAGGAAACUGCAGUAAAAGCCUUUGCCUUCGCCAAUAAAUAUAGAGGAAGCUAUAGUGACUCCCUCUCCUCGGUCGUGUGCCCGUUCUAUUGCUCAUAUUCUGGAUACGAGGAUGAAUUGCUGUGGGGAGCUGCAUGGCUCUACAAGGCCACUAAAAACUCUUCUUAUCUAAGCUAUGCCAAGUCUCUUGGCAUCAAUUCUGACUCAGACUCAUUCAGUUGGGAUAACAAGAUCCCUGGCGCCUGCGUGCUCCUUAGUCGAGACUAUCUUGUACAGAAGAACGAAGAAGCAUCGGAAUUCCGAGAGCAAGCAGAGAGGUUUAUGUGUAGUGUUCUACCGAACUCCUCAUCCAUGAGUGUGAAAUACACGCCGGGGGGGCUUCUUUACAAGAUGAAUGGCAGCAACAUGCAGUAUGUGACCACAACAUCCUUCUUGCUGUCAGUUUACUCCAAAUAUCUUAAAGCCUCAAAACAGACCUUCAAAUGCGACAAUUUGGUCGUCACGCCGGCUCAGCUAAGGGUUUUAGUUAAGAAGCAAGUAGACUACAUUCUGGGAGAAAACCCAAGAGGAAUGUCAUACAUGGUAGGCUAUGGCGAAAAUUUUCCGCGAAGAAUCCACCACCGCGACUCGUCGAUUCCUACUAUUAGAGUUAGCGCAGAGGCCGUGGGCUGUGAUGGAGGCUUCCCUUUUCUCUAUUCCGACAAGCCGAACCCGAACAUACUGACCGGGGCGGUCGUCGGUGGGCCGGACGAAAAUGACAACUUUGCCGAUGAUCGGAAUAACUAUGCCGAAUCUGAGCCAGCUAUAUACAUCAAUGCACCUUUAGUAGGGGCAUUGUCUUACUUAGCUGCAAAUUUUCAACUUUGAACACUUCUAACUUACUACUGAUUCUUCGGUCAAAAAAGUUACUUCUUAUUCACAAAAUGGUGAAUAGAAUUAGACUUUUCGGAAUCACAUCUUUUCACCUGAGAGGAUGUUGUGUUCUUAGUGUUAAAUAUAAAAAUGUAAAACAAUCGUUGUACUUUAAAAUCUUAAGCUGUUAGAGAUAAGGGGCGUGUUA